Saitoella complicata NRRL Y-17804 is the source of this 516-nucleotide messenger RNA. RefSeq lists its product as uncharacterized. NCBI's taxonomy places the organism in Eukaryota, Fungi, Ascomycota, Saitoellomycetes, Saitoellales, Saitoellaceae. Bases 1 to 516 code for a protein of 171 amino acids. The transcript is spliced from 3 exons. The record is from RefSeq and is a predicted model, not a curated record.
AUGGCAACCGCGAAUAUCGGCUUCCUUGGAUCGCUAGUUGGCUCAAAGACACAUGGGUCACUCGAGGGAUAUCCGAUGGCAACCAUGGAGUAUUUUGCUAGUACAGAAGAGUGUCUAGAGGACGGCGGUGGAGACCCCAUCUUCUUGAUGAGUCCAUUGCAGGCUGCUCUUCAAAACGUCUUUGAAGACAACCGAGUUAGUCUGGGAGUCCGGAGUCCGCAACCGCAGUCUUCGCUUCCAAUCGUCGAUGCGCGGUUUUCAUUGGUAGGAAAAUUGGAACCUCUUAAUGAGACGAUGGCGGAACUGGUCAAACCCUGUUAUAUGAGGGCACAUCCAGAAGCGAAGUGGGCUUACGCAGCGCACGAUUUCAAAUACUGGGUGCUGAGAGUGGACGAAGUGUAUUAUGUUGGCGGGUUUGGCGGCGAGCACUACAUUGGUUGGAUUGAUCAAGAAACCUGGGGCUCUGCGAGGCGUGGGAAACACGAUGGCGGGGGAUUGGUCUACCAGCAAACGUAG